Messenger RNA from Anopheles bellator, 990 nucleotides. RefSeq names its product alpha-tocopherol transfer protein-like. NCBI's taxonomy places the organism in Eukaryota, Metazoa, Arthropoda, Insecta, Diptera, Culicidae. The transcript has 2 exons. The coding region runs from base 1 to 990 and encodes 329 amino acids. Gene Ontology annotation, molecular function: phosphatidylinositol bisphosphate binding. The record is from RefSeq and is a predicted model, not a curated record. Gene Ontology annotation, cellular component: membrane.
AUGACAGUGACGUACGGUGUCGAGAAGUGUCCAGCCAAGUUCGAGGAGUAUCGGUGCACGCUUCCGGACCACUACCGAAAGCUGGCCGCCGAGCAGCUGCGGGAGGAUGAUCUAAUCCGAAAGCAGGCGCUCGAUCAGAUGCGCAAGUGGAUCGCGAAGCACCCGUACAUCCGGCGGUGCCGCACGGAUGCUGUGUUUCUGUUGCGCUUCCUGCGCCAGCGCAAGUUCUCCAUCCCGAAGGCGUGCGAAAUGCUCGAACGCUACCUGGCCCUUCGCCAGUCGUUCCCACACUGGUUCCAGGGACUCGAUCCGUACGACCAGAGGAUGAUGCAGCUCAACGAUGACGAGGUGUUCCACGUGUUGGGUUUCGACUCCAAGGGCCAGAUUGUGAUACUGAUCAAAUCGCGAAACUUUCGCGUCGAUCGGUACGAUCUGGUCGAUCUGAUCCGGUUCCUGCACAUGAACAUGGAGAUCCUGUCGUGUGACGAGCUGGUCCAGGUGGCCGGCGUUGUGUUGGUGGUCGACUGUUACGAGGCUUCCAUGGCGCACUUUACGCUGUUCCGGCUUAGCGAAAUGCGCCACAUCGGGCCGUACAUAAAUCAGCUGCUCCCGAUCCGGUGCCGGGAGAUCCACGUUAUCCGGCUACCGAAGGUUGCGGCCUCGAUCGUCGAUCUGCUGUUCGCCUACGUCAGCCCCAAGCUGAAGCACCGGUUCUUUUUCCACAAAACGAUCAACGAAGCGGUGAAGCACCUGGGGACGGCCCUUCUUCCGGCCGAGUACACUAACGAGGACGUCGAACCGAAAUCGUUGACUCAUGUCUACAGCAAACGGACCAUGGAUAGCCGCGACGAGCUGAAGACGAUGGACCAGAUGGAGAUCGAUGUGGCAAAGUUUUCGUCGGUAUGGAACAAAAACCUGCCCACCGGAUGUGCCCCGGGCGGGAUCGAUGCGGGGAUGGUGGGCAGCUUCCGCAAGCUGGAUAUCGAUUGA